Molecule: messenger RNA, 12918 nt
Organism: Salarias fasciatus (jewelled blenny)
Lineage: Eukaryota; Metazoa; Chordata; Actinopteri; Blenniiformes; Blenniidae
Product: dynein heavy chain 8, axonemal-like
Exons: 87
Coding region: 1-12918 (4305 amino acids)
Biological process (GO): microtubule-based movement
Cellular component (GO): axonemal dynein complex
Molecular function (GO): ATP binding; dynein light intermediate chain binding; ATP hydrolysis activity
Source: RefSeq, a predicted model, not a curated record
AUGGAUACUCAAGACAAGUACCCCAAGAUAACAAACGAAGACGCCUUUCGUCUGACAACAACAACAGACUUGGAUCUCUCAAAGCUGGCCUCCCAGGAUGAUACGGCUGAGGAAGUUGACAUCAAACAGCUGGAGGACAUCCUGAAUGGGUGGCAAAAACAGAUUGAGCUGGUCCUGGUGAACAGUAAACUGCUGAGGAGAGAGGUGGCCUCCGGAGGGCCCCUGACUGAGUUAAAACACUGGCAACAGAAAUCUUCACUCCUGAACUCCAUCUUCAGCCAGAUCAGAGGCUCCGAGUGUCAGGCGGUGGUCAUGCUACUCUGCCGCAGCCGUCCCUCAAAGCUGCGGGAGUGGCUGGAGCUCGAUGCCAGACUCAUCGUCCAAGCUCACAGGGCAAAAGCAUACGAGAAGCUGCUGAGCAGCCUUUACGAAGCCUUUGAGCCGCUGUACAGCUUCAACCCGCCUGCUCUGAUGCAGAUCAUUCCGAGGAUCUUCAUUGCCACCGAUUUGAUUCACCGCUUCUCACCGUACGAUGACACGAGUGAAAAUGUUUCUGCGCUGCUCGUCCAGGUCACAGAUCAGCUGGUCACGCAGUGCAGAUCAUACGUCACCGACAACAACACGUGUCCCGUUUGGAGCCAAGAUCCAAAGGACCUCGUCAGGAAAAUUCAGGACUGUAACCGUCUGCAUCAAGAGUACAAGUCCUGCUUCCAGCAAACAACGGCUCAGUCAGAGGAGAGAGACGGGAUCAACGCCCUCAAGGUUUCAGAGGAAAAAGUCUUCUGCCAGCUUGGGGAUUUCUGCAGGAAGCUGGAGAUGAUCACACAGACUCUGUCCGUGCUGGAGACCUUUGACUGUCUGGGAAACGCAGACAUCAAGGGCAUGAAGCCUCUGGCCCAACAGAUCAACACCUUGUCCUCCAGCCUGAAGGGGAAGCCGUACGACGCGUUGGCUCCCGGAGAAACGCAGUUCCAAAAGGAUUUUGAGGCGUUUCUGAAAGAUGUCAGGAACUUUGAGAAUCGGCUGCAGGAAUUCAUGCGUUGGUCUUUCUCAGAAGUGGAUUCAUGGGACCAAGCUUCCUCUCUCAUGAAGCGAUUUCAGAGCCUCAAAAUUCCCUGUCUGGACGCACAGAUCAACAACAUCUUCAGCGAGGUUCUCCUGAAGAUUUACGCCUCAGAUUUACUGCGUGUGAAACUGGUGUUUGACCGUCAGAAUGACAACCCUCCAUUAAAGAGCAACGAGCCUCCUGUGGCCGGAAGGAUCCGCUGGGCUCGGGACCUCUUCACAACAAUCGAGGAGCCCAUAUCCUUCAUCAAAGAGAACUCUGACGUCCUCUCCGGCCCGGGGGGGCAAGACGUGAUCCGGAUGUACAACCGGACUGCUGCCGGCUUGGUGAAGUUUGAGUGUUUUCACCACCAGGCGUGGUUCGACGAAGCGUCCAAGCUGGAUCUGGGAAUCCUGAAUGUCACUCUGUUGGUCUGUCACCCGACAACAAAGAAGUUCUUUGUCAACUUCGAUCCAGUGCUCACUGAGAUCAUGGAGGAGACCAAGUCUUUGAACAGCAUGGAUCUGGAGGUCCCCAAAAACGCUCUGCAGUUGGUCAGGAUGGAAGGAAAGCUCGUCGGCGCUCGUCUCAGACUGCAGAUGGAAUACACACUCCUCAUAGGCGCCACACUGUUCAUCUGGUCGUGCUCAUACCUGGACAAGUACUUCCAAGAUUUGGAUGCCGCUUUGUCCGAGCUCACGACGCUUGCAGGAAAGGUGCGAGGCAUCAGUGAGAAGCACAUCGACACCAAUCUCCAGGACAUGUCUGGGACUUUACUCCUCGAGCUUCCAGAAGAUGCGUCCUCAGUCCAGCGCCUGACCGACCUGAACAAGCGCCACUGCCAGCAGUGUGUGAAGAGACUGGAGCUGCACUGCAGACACCUGGAGAGAGCCAUGGAGGAGCUGAGUGACGUGCUGCGACCGUCCAGCAGUGAGGAGGAGCCUUCUGCAGGUCGUGGAGGAGAGAAAGGAAGCCAUUUUGAAGAGGAGUUCAAGAGCCUUUAUGAGCUUUUAACCGAGCGAGUGUCCAACGCGGUCGUGGAAGCCACCAGAAUGUCUCUGGAGACCCUGAACAGAAGAGUCUGCGGCACUCAACCGAAAUCAAGAAAUGCCAAGUCGCGCCAGUCUUCAGAGGCGGAGUCUGUCCCGGUCCCACUGGUCAAAUCAGAGUUCCAGCUCGUCAAACCCAACGUGGUACUGGCUCCCACUGCGGACGAGAUCCAACAGGCCGUAAAUCAACUCAUCCUCCUGGUGCUGGAUGUGAGCAAAGGGGUUUUGUGGUCUCCAGAGUUCAGCCACGGUCACACAAAGAGCACAGAAAAGGACAACUUGUUUGACCGUGUUUCCAAACAACGAGACGUGGAGAAGGCCGUCGCCUUACUGAAGCAAGGCCUCGGCUCCCAGAUGGAGAAAACCCGAGACGUCCUCCAACAGUUUGAGCCCUUCAGAGAGAUCUGGGACCAGGACAAGGACGUCACUGUCAAGGAGUUCUUCGACAGCAGCCCAUCUUUAACCCAGGUCCAGGCUGACCUCCAGCGCUACGACUCAGUGGAGGACAACAUUCAGGACAUCAAGGCCGUCCUCGUUUCAGGCUUCAUGGAGAUCUCAACAGAUGCGCUGAAGGAAGCCCUGAGCGCCGAGACCAGCGCCUGGAAGGAGCUGCUCUGCAGAAGCCUGAGAGAGGAGUACCAGAAGAAGACCACGGACCUCCGGGCGCAGGGCGACCAGUACCUGGCGCUGCUGUCACAGCCUUUGGUUGACCUGAAAGAUGCGCUUCGUGCCUCAAAGACGCUGUCUGACCUGCAAGAGGCAGAACUGGACAUCCACACCACGCUGACCUCUAUCAAGGACGCCUACGAACUCCUGAUGCAGAGUGAAGCGGAGGUGACCCAGGAAGAAGCGCUGGGAGUUAAAAAGCUCAGGCAGUUCUUCGACAAGCUCAAGUCUAAAGCCAGUUCAGUGCAGGAGAAGUUUGUCAGUUUGCAGCCCCAGUUGAGUGUGGACCUCCUGCAGAGUGUGGCUGUUUUCAAACACGACGUUCCUGCGUUCAUGAAGGAGUAUGAGACUGAAGGUCCAGGGGUCGAGGGAAUCGCUUCACAGGAGGCCAGCCGCAGGUUCCACGCCUUUCAGGCUCGGUUUGAGGAGUUAUGGGACAAUUUCAACUUGUACUCAUCAGGAGAGCGGCUUUUGGGUCUGCCAGUCACACGGUAUCCUGCGCUCCAUGCCACCAAGAAAGAGCUGGACCUGCUUCAGAAGCUGUACGGUGUGUUCGACGCGGCGAUGAGUAAGAUCAGCGGCCACUGCAGCACCUUGUGGACAGAGGUGGACAUCACAACCAUCAAAGCAGAACUUUUGGAGUUCCAGAACAGGUGCCGGCGGCUCCCCAGUGCUCUGAGGGACGGGCAGGCCUUCCUGAACGUGAAGCAGACCAUUGACGACUUCAGCGAGUUGUGUCCUCUGCUGGAAAUGAUGGCAGACAAAGCAAUGAUAAAGAGACACUGGCAGCAGAUCACAGACUUGACCGGGCACCGGUUCGAGGUGGAGUCGGAUGCGUUCACUCUGCAGAAUGUCGUGGAAGCGCCUCUGUUGGAGCACAAGGACGACAUCGAGGACAUCUGCAUAUGUGCCGUGAAGGAGAAGGACAUCGAAGAGAAGCUGUCCCAAGUGAAGGAGGUGUGGCUGGAGCAGAGGCUGAGCCUGACCACAUUCAAGCAGAGAGGAGAGCUGCUGCUGAAUCCAGGCGAAACGACGGAAAUCCUCACACUUCUGGAAGACGGCCUGAUGGUGCUGAGCUCGCUGCUCACCAACAGAUACUGCAGCUUCUACAAAGCAGAGGUCCAGGACUGGAGCUCCAAGCUGCUGACGUGCUCCGACGUGAUCGAGCAGUGGUGCGUGGUCCAGAACCUGUGGGUCUACCUGGAAGCCGUGUUCGUGGGAGGAGACAUCGCCAAGGAUCUUCCUCAGGAAGAGGAGCGUUUCCAGAAUAUCGACAAGUCCUGGGUGGAGGUGAUGGAGCGAGCGCAGAAGGUCCCGAAUGUGGUGGAGUGCUGCGCAGGCGAGCCCACUCUGGCCAAACGGCUGCCCGGCCUGCAGAAAGAGCUGGAAUACUGUCAGAAAUCUCUGGCAGUGUACCUGGAGAAGAAAAGACUGCUGUUUCCACGGUUCUUCUUCGUCUCUGAUCCGUCUCUUUUGGAAAUUCUUGGACAAGCCAGCGACUCUCACACGAUUCAGCCGCAUCUCCUCGGACUGUUUGACAACGUGAAUGAAGUCGAGUUUGAUGCAACAGAAUAUGACAAGAUUCUGAGUGUUCGCUCCCGAGAAGGAGAGGAGCUGCCGCUGAUCCAGCCCGUCGUGGCCCAGGGACCGGUGGAGCAGUGGCUCGGCCAGCUGUUGGUGCAGCAGCAGGCUUCGUUACACUCCAGGAUCAGAGAAGCCGACGCGGAGAUCAUGGAGGGAGACUUGGAACUCAUCCCCUUCCUCGACAAGUUCCAGGCGCAGGUGGGACUGCUGGGAAUCCAGAUGCUCUGGACACUGGAUGCUGAGGAGGCUCUGGAACAAGCAGAAUCCAAUAAGAAGAUCAUGCGUGACACCAAGCAGCAGUUUCUCAGCAUGCUGGCGACACUGAUCAAGCAGACCACCCACGACCUGAGCAAAUUCGACCGAGUGAAAUACGAGACGCUGGUGACGAUCCACCUGCACCAGAGCGACAUAUUCAACGACCUGGUUGCAAAGCGCAUUAGAGGUUUCAAAGACUUUGAAUGGCUGAAGCAGACCAGAUUUUACUACAGCCCAAACUCGGAUAAGGUCUUCGUCCCCAUCACCGACGUGGUCUUCGUGUACCAGAACGAGUUCCUGGGCUGCACCGACCGCCUGGUCAUCACUCCACUCACCGACAGAUGCUACAUCACGCUGGCCCAGGCUCUGGGAAUGAGCAUGGGAGGAGCGCCCGCCGGGCCCGCCGGCACCGGGAAGACUGAGACCGUGAAAGACAUGGGCCGCUGCCUGGGCAAGUACGUGGUGGUGUUCAACUGCUCCGACCAGAUGGACUUCAGAGGACUCGGAAGGAUAUAUAAAGGCCUCGCCAUGUCCGGAUCGUGGGGCUGCUUCGACGAGUUCAACAGAAUCGACCUGCCGGUUCUCUCCGUGGCCGCUCAGCAGAUGAACGUCAUUCUGGCGGCGCGCAAGAAUCAGCAGAGCACCUUUGUCUUCACUGACGGAGACCGCGUGGAUCUGAACCCGGAGUUCGGACUGUUCAUCACCAUGAAUCCCGGGUACGCGGGCCGCCAGGAGCUCCCCGAAAACCUGAAGGUGCUGUUCAGGACCGUGUCCAUGAUGGUUCCAGACCGGCAGAUCAUCAUGAGAGUCAAGCUGGCCAGCUGUGGCUUCAACCAGAACACCAUCUUAGCCCGGAAGUUCUUCGUUCUGUACAAACUCUGCGAGGAACAACUCACCAAACAGGUCCACUACGACUUUGGGCUGAGGAACAUUCUGUCGGUGCUCAGAACGCUCGGCGCCUGUAAAAGAGAAAGACCCGACGACACAGAGUCCAGCAUCGUGAUGAGAGUGCUGCGGGACAUGAACCUGUCUAAACUGGUGGAUGAGGAUGAGCCGCUCUUCCUCAGUCUGAUCAACGACCUGUUUCCUGGCAUCCGGCUGGACGGAAGCACCUACACUGACCUCCAAGCUGCCGUGUCCCAUCAGGUGGAGCUGGCCGGCCUCGUCAACCACCCGCCCUGGAACCUCAAGCUGGUCCAGCUGUACGAGGCCAUGCUUGUUCGCCACGGCCUGAUGACUUUGGGCCCGAGCGGAGCCGGGAAGACCAGCGCCAUCAACAUCCUCAUGCGAGCUUUGACUGAAUGUGGGAGUCCGCACCGGGAGAUGAGGAUGAAUCCCAAAGCGAUCACAGCUCCGCAGAUGUUCGGCCGACUGGACGCAGCCACCAACGACUGGACGGACGGGAUCUUCUCCACCCUGUGGAGGAGGACGCUCAAAGCGAAGAAAGGCGAAUUCAUCUGGCUCGUGCUGGACGGGCCCGUGGACGCCAUAUGGAUCGAAAAUCUCAACUCUGUGCUGGACGACAACAAGACACUGACCCUGGCGAACGGCGACCGCAUCCCGAUGUCGCCCAACUGCAAGCUGGUGUUCGAGGUGCACAACAUGGAGAACGCCUCCCCUGCCACCGUGUCCCGGCUGGGCAUGGUCUUCAUGAGCUCGUCUGCUCUCGGCUGGAAGCCCAUCCUCCAGGGCUGGGCUCGCAAGCGCACCGCGCAGGAGGCAAAGAGCAUUUUGGGUUUGUACAGCAAGAUCUUCAAGGACGUCUACGUGUUCAUGAAGCAGAACCUGAAACCCAAAAUGGAGCUGUUGGAGUGCAACUACCUGACGCAGUCGGUGAACAUCCUGGAGGGCCUCCUCCCCACCACGGAAGUUCCCGGCUUCGCUGGUGGCAAACACCUGGAGCGCCUCUUUGUCUUCUCGCUCAUGUGGAGUGUGGGAGCGCUGCUGGAGCUGGAGGACCGGGACAAGCUGGAGGCCUACAUCAGGAGCCACGGCAGCCACAUCGACGUGCCUCUGAAGCAGCCCGGAGAAACGAUGUUCGAGUACAUGGUCAACCCCGAAGGUGACUGGUGUCAUUGGAACGAGCACGUUGGGGAAUACGUGUAUCCAACCGACCACGUGCCGGACUACACCUCCAUUCUUGUGCCCAACGUGGACAACACGAGGACGGCGUUCCUGCUGGAGGCGAUCGCCAAACAGCGCAAGGCCGUCCUGCUGAUCGGCGAACAAGGAACAGCGAAGACAGUGAUGAUCAAAGGCUUCACCAAGAAAUUCGACCCGGAGACCGACCUCUUCAAGUCCCUCAACUUCUCCUCCGCCACAGAACCCGUCAUGUUUCAGAGAACCCUGGAAAGCUACAUCGAGAAGAGGAUUGGCAGCACUUACGGACCUCCGGGAGGACGCAGGAUGACCGUCUUCGUCGAUGACAUCAACAUGCCUGUUGUGAACGAAUGGGGAGACCAGAUCACCAACGAGAUCGUGCGUCAGAUGAUGGAAAUGAGCGGCAUGUACAACCUGGACAAGCCGGGAGACUUCACCACUGUGAAGGACGUCCAGAUCCUGGCUGCCAUGAUUCACCCGGGCGGCGGGAGGAACGACAUCCCGCAGCGACUCAAGAGACAGUUCACCGUCUUCAACUGCACGCUGCCGUCAAACGCCUCCAUCGACAAGAUCUUUGGCGUCAUCGGCUGUGGAUAUUUCCAUGGAUGCAGGAAUUUCACCAGUAGCGUCACAAACACGGUGAAGUCCCUGGUGUCCGCUGGGAGGAUUCUGUGGCAGUGGACAAAGGCCAAAAUGCUUCCGACACCGUCCAAGUUCCACUACAUCUUCAACUUGAGAGAUCUGUCCAGGAUUUGGCAGGGCAUGCUGACCAUCAGAGCAGAGGAGUGUGGCGAUGUCCCCACUCUCCUGGCUCUGUUCAAGAGUGAAUGUACCCGAGUGAUCGCAGACAGGUUCAUUUGCUCCGAGGACAGAGAGUGGUUCGACGAGUCCCUGACCCGUGUCAUCAAGGACCACGUGGACCCGAGGCUCGUCUCGGAGCUUCACCCCGAGCCCUUCUUUGUGGACUUCUUCCGAGACGCACCCGAACCCACCGACGAAGACGAUGAGGACGCCUGCUUUGACGCUCCCAAAGUUUAUGAGCUGGUCCCCAACUUUGAGUUUUUGUCGGAGAAGCUGAAGUUUUAUCAGACUCAGCACAACGAAAUGGUCCGAGGCUCCAGCUUGGACCUGGUUUUCUUCAAAGAUGCAAUGACUCAUCUUGUCAAGAUCUCCAGAAUCAUUCGAACUGACGGUGGGAACGCCAUGCUGGUGGGAGUGGGAGGAUCAGGGAAGCAGAGCCUGACUCGCCUGGCUUCAUACAUCGCCGGAUACGACAUCUUCCGGAUUACUCUGACCAAAACAUAUAACAUGAGCAAUUUCAUGGACGACCUGAAGGAUCUGUACAAGACAGCCGGCGCCGAGGGAAAAGGAAUCACCUUCGUCUUCACGGACGGCGACAUCAAGGACGAGGCUUUCCUGGAGUACCUCAACAACAUUCUGUCUUCAGGAGAGAUUUCCAAUCUGUUCGCCAAAGACGAGAUUCAAGAGAUCACCCAGAAUCUGAUCCCAGUGAUGAAGAAGGAGUCUCCCCGAACUCCGCCAACGUUCGACAACCUGUACGACUUCUUCAUAUCCCGAGCACGGAAGAAUCUGCACGUGGUUCUCUGUUUCUCUCCGGUGGGACCCAAGUUUCGGUCCCGGGCGCUGAAGUUUCCCGGCUUGAUUUCCGGCUGCACCAUGGACUGGUUCACUCCGUGGCCCGCCGAGGCUCUGGCGGCCGUGGCCAAUCACUUCCUGUCCGAUUUUCCGAUGGACUGCCCAGCCGAGGUGAAGUCUGCUGUGGUGACCACCAUGGGAACCUACCACGACAAAGUGGCCGACGUCUGCGAGCAAUACUUUGAAAGGUUCCGACGGAGGACUCACGUCACCCCCAAGUCCUUCCUGUCAUUCAUAAAUUGUUAUAAGACGGUGUAUGCCGAAAAGCACGAGUCCAUCAACACCCUGGCAGAGCGCAUGAAUGUCGGGUUGUUCAAACUGGUGGAGGCCAACGAGUCGGUGGCAAAGCUGUCAGAAGAGCUGGUGGUGAAGGAGAAGGAGCUGGCUGUAGCGUCUGCUAAAGCCGACGAGGUGGUGGCAGAGGUGACGGUCAGCGCCGAGGCGGCCACCGUAGUCAAGAACGAGGUGGAGAAGGUGAAGGAUAAAGCCCAGAAGAUCGUGGAAGGGAUCGAGAGGGAGAGAGCUAUCGCAGAGGAGAAACUGGAAGCUGCCAGACCAGCGCUGGAAGAGGCGGAAGCUGCACUCAACACCAUCAAGCCAUCUGAUAUUGCCACGGUGAGAAGGCUGGCCAAGCCUCCAAAGCUGAUCAUGACCAUUAUGGACUGCGUCCUGAUUCUGUUCAAGAAGAAGACGGACUGCACCGUUUCUCAAGACGCCAAAAUGUCGCCCUCAUGGCCCCAGGCCUUGAAGCUCAUGAGCGCCCCGGGUUUCCUGCUGUCCCUGCAAAACUUCCAGAAGGACACGAUCACUGACGAGGUCGUGGCCCUGCUGGAGCCCUACUUCGCCCUGCCGGAAUACACCAUGGAAAACGCCAGGAAAGUGUGCUCCAAUGUGGCUGGCCUGUUAGCCUGGACCCGUGCGAUGGCGACCUACUACCACAUCAAUAAGGAAGUGGUGCCACUCAAGGCUAACUUGGCCAUUCAGGAAAGCAAGCUGGAAGAGGCUAAUGAGAAGCUGGACCAGGCUAACGCUCAGCUGGCUGAGAAGGAAGCAGAGUUCAACAAAGUCAAAGCCAAGCAUGACGCCGCCGUGAAGGAGAAGCAGGACCUGGAGGACGACGCUAAACGCUGCAAGAAUAAAAUGCAGGCUGCAACGGAGCUCAUUGAUGGCCUGAGUGGGGAGAGAGAACGCUGGACGGAGCAGAGCAAACAGUUCAAAUCGCAGAUAAACAGGCUCGUCGGCGACGUCCUCCAGCUGGCCGGCUUCCUGUCGUACUGCGGGCCGUUCAACCAGCGUUUCCGUGACAUCCUGCUGAAGACGGUGUGGGAGGCGGAGCUGAGGAAGGCCGACAUCCCUUUCUCAAAAGACCUGGACAUCCUCUCUGCCCUCGUGGACCCUGCAACUAUCAGUGAGUGGAACCUUCAGGGACUCCCAGGAGAUGACUUGUCUGUGCAGAACGGCAUAGUCGUCACUAAAUCCACCAGAUACCCGCUCCUCAUCGACCCCCAGACUCAGGGGAAGGCUUGGAUCAAGAAGAAAGAAGAGGCCAACUCGCUGCAGGUGACGUCGCUCAACCACAAGUUCUUCCGCACUCACCUGGAGGAAUGUCUCUCUCUGGGACGCCCGCUGCUCAUCGAGGACAUCAGCGAGGAGCUGGACCCGGCUCUGGACAACGUCCUGGAGAAGAACUUCAUCAAGUCUGGGACCAGCUUCAAGGUCAAAGUGGGAGACAAAGAGGUGGACAUAAUGGACGGCUUCAAGCUCUACAUCACCACCAAACUGCCCAAUCCAGCGUACACCCCCGAGAUCAGCGCCAAGAUGUCCAUCAUCGACUUCACUGUGAACCAGAAGGGCCUGGAGAACCAGCUGCUGGGCCGCGUCAUCCUCACAGAGAAAUACGAACUGGAGGAAAGGAGACUGAAGCUCAUCGAGGACGUAGCUGCCGAUAAGAGGACCAUGCAGGAGCUGGAAGACAACCUGCUGUACAAACUCAGCACCACUAAAGGCUCCCUGGUCGACGACGAGUCCAUGAUCGGCAUCCUGAACACCACCAAAAACACCGCCGCCGAGGUCAGCGACAAGCUCAGCGAGGCGGCCGACUCCGAGGAGAUGAUCAACAAGGCUCAGGCGGAGUAUCGUCCUGUGGCCACUCGGGGCAGCAUCCUGUACUUCCUCAUCACAGAAAUGAGCAUGGUCAACGUCAUGUACCAGACCUCCCUCAGCCAGUUCCUCAGAGUCUUCGAUCUGUCGCUGGAGAGGUCUGACAAGUCCCGGAAAACCAAGCAACGGAUCAAGAACAUCAUCAACUACCUGACGUACGAGGUGUUCAGAUACACCGUCAGGGGCCUGUAUGAAGAACACAAGUUCAUCUUCACAGUCCUGCUGGCCCUCAAGAUCGACCUGCAGCGAGAAGCGAUAAACCACGACGAGUUCCAGGUCUUCGUGAAAGGUGGAGCCGCUCUGGACUUGAAGACCUGCCCUCCAAACCCCCACAGCUGGAUCCUGGACAUGGUCUGGCUAAACCUGGUGGAGCUCGACAAACUGCCACAGUUCUCCGGCAUCUUGAACAAGGUGUCUAAGAAUGGAAAACGGUGGAAAGCCUGGUUCGACCUGGACGCACCGGAGGAAGGAGUCAUUCCCGGCGGAUACAGCGCUCUCGGCAUCUUCCACAAACUGUUGCUGAUCAGGUCGUGCUGCCCCGACCGGACUUUGUGUCAGGCCGUCAAGUACGUGGGAGAGUCUGUGGGCGGGAAGUUCGCCGAGCCCGUCAUCCUGAACCUCCGCAGCACCUGGCAGGAAAGCGACCCCCGCACGCCUCUGAUCUGCUUCCUGUCGAUGGGCUCCGACCCCACCGACCAGAUCGAAGUGCUGGCUACCAGACUGGGAGUCGAAUGCAACGCCAUAUCCAUGGGCCAAGGACAAGAGGUGCAUGCCAGGAAGCUGCUUCAAACCUCGAUGACUCAGGGAGGCUGGGUGCUUCUGCAGAACUGCCAUCUGGGUUUGGACUUCAUGGAGGAGUUGCUGGAAACCGUCACGGGCGCCGAGAGCGUGCAGGACAGCUUCAGAGUGUGGAUCACCACCGAGCCGCACAGCAAGUUCUCCAUCACUCUGCUGCAGUCCUCCAUCAAGUUCACCAACGACCCUCCUCAGGGGAUCCGCGCCGGCCUGAAGAGGACGUUCACAGGGAUUUCCCAGGAGCAGCUGGAAGUCAGCGACCUGCCCUUGUGGAAGCCUCUGCUGUACAGUGUGGCCUUCCUCCACACUGCUGUGCAGGAACGACGCAAGUUUGGAGCGCUGGGUUGGAACAUCCCGUACGAGUUCAAUUCGGCUGAUUUCAGCGCGAGCGUUGAGUUUGUGAAGAGGCACCUGGAGGACUGCGGCCCUGGGAAGGAUGUGUCGUGGGUGACGCUGCGCUACAUGCUGGCCGAGGUGCAGUACGGAGGAAGGGUCACCGAUGACUACGACAAGCGUCUCUUGCAGUGCUUCGCCCAGGUGUGGUUCAACAGCAAGGUGUUGGAUCCAGCUUUCUGCUUCAGCUCCGGCUACAAGAUCCCCGUGUGUGAGAAGGUGGAGGACUACCUGGAGUACAUCCAGAGUCUGCCCCCCGUGGAUUCACCACAAGCUCUCGGCCUGCACCCAAAUGCAGAUAUCACAUAUCAGACAAACACCUCCGCCUUAGUGUUCGACACCAUCACCAACAUUCAGCCCAAAGAAAGCGGAGGAGGAUCGGGGGAGACUCGGGAGUCGGCGGUGUACAGCAUGGCAGAGGACAUGCUGAGGAAACUGCCCCGGGACUACGUGCCUCACAAGGUCACAGCCAGGCUGAAGAAGAUGGGAGCUCUGUGCCCGAUGAACAUCUUCCUGCGUCAGGAGGUGGAUCGACUGCAGAGGAUUCUCACGGUGGUGCGCGUCACUCUGACCGACCUGAAGUUAGCCAUCGACGGCACCAUCAUCAUGAGUGAGAACCUCCAAGACGCCCUGGACAACAUUUUUGACGCCCGUGUCCCAAAUCUGUGGAAGAAGAUCUCCUGGGAGUCGUCCACACUGGGCUUCUGGUUCACGGAGCUGCUGGAGAGGAACCAGCAGCUCCACAGCUGGGUGUUCAAGGGGCGACCCCAAAGCUUCUGGAUGACCGGAUUCUUCAACCCACAAGGGUUUCUAACGGCGAUGAGACAGGAAGCCACCCGAGCGAACAAAGGCUGGACUCUGGACACGGUCACUCUCAACAGCGAGGUCCUGACCAAGUCCAAAGACGAGAUCAAGUUUUCACCCAGAGUGGGAGUCUAUGUCCACGGCUUGUACCUGGACGGCGCCGGCUGGGACAAGAGCAAGAGCUGCCUGGUGGAGUCCUCUCCCAAAGUCCUCUUCACUCCGAUGCCCGUCAUCCACAUCUUUGCGGUGAACUCCACGGCCCCGGCGGCCCCCGGCCUCUACGUCUGCCCCGUCUACAAGAAGCCGCAGCGCACCGACCUCAACUACAUCACGGCGGUGACGCUGCCGAGCGGCCAGUCCCCGGACCAGUGGGUCCUGCGAGGCGUCGCCCUGCUCUGCGACAUCAAGUAG